AUGAGUCUGACUUCCUCCACUUCAACACGGCUGAUCGUGAAAGCUCCGUAUCAAGACCAGGGCCAAUACCAAAAUCAAUACCAGAAUCAAUACCAGCAGGCACAGCAAUAUCCACCUCAGCACCACCAGCAACAACAGCAACAACCACCACCACAUCAUGCCCCCCAGGGAGCGCCAACAGCAGCAGCAGGGUCUUUUGAUUCAAGCUGGCAUUCCACAGCGGAUGGGAUCUCAUAUUCCAUCACUAACCGUGACACGAAUGCCAUGUUGAACGUGCGUCUACCCCAAGGUGCCGUCAUCAAGUCCAAGCCCGGCGCCAUGAUCCAGAUGUCUCCCACCGUCGUGCUCCAAGGAAAGGUCAAGUUCAGCAUGAAGAAGAUGUUCACGGGCGGGGAAAUGAAUGAAUCCACCUUCACUGGCCCUGGAGAAGUAUCUCUGGCACCUACCUUGUUUGGUGAUAUCACGGCCAUUCCUGUUCGAGGAGAUGAGGGCUGGAAUCUCGGCAAGGAUGCUUUUCUGGCCUGCACGAGUGGAGUUGUGAAGGACACCAAGAGCCAGGGUCUCGGAAAGGCUUUCUUCAGUGGGGAAGACUUGUUCAUCUACCGCAUCUCUGGCCAGGGGACACUCUGGGUCACGUCCUUUGGUGCUAUUGUCACCCGAGAUCUUCAAGCCAACGAACAACACAUUGUUGACAACGGUCAUCUUGUCGCAUGGAACUGCCGAUAUGCCAUUGAAAAGGCCGGCAAAGGAGGUAUUCACAGCGUGACGACCGGCGAGGGUCUUGUUUGUCGAUUUACAGGGCCUGGUAGGAUUUACAUCCAGACCCGGAACCAGGACGAAUUUGGGGACUGGGUAUCUUCGCGGACACAGAGUGGUUGA
Fonsecaea nubica is the source of this 879-nucleotide messenger RNA. RefSeq lists its product as hypothetical. Lineage: Eukaryota; Fungi; Ascomycota; Eurotiomycetes; Chaetothyriales; Herpotrichiellaceae. The coding region runs from base 1 to 879 and encodes 292 amino acids. The transcript has 2 exons. The record is from RefSeq and is a predicted model, not a curated record.